Molecule: messenger RNA, 1507 nt
Organism: Cuscuta campestris
Lineage: Eukaryota; Viridiplantae; Streptophyta; Magnoliopsida; Solanales; Convolvulaceae
Source: the annotation of a GenBank genome assembly
CUGUAAAGUCUUGAAAUUGGAAAAGAAAAUUUUGUCCAGUUCUUUUAACUCUUACUCCAGAACAUUUGAGCUUCCUCAAUGGAAUCUUUCUCAAACCAUUUUGUCUCACUGAGUAUGAUCUCAGCUCCUUUACAACCUAGAAAUACAUCUUCCAGUACUUUGAAUACCUCAAAUGGCAGAAAAUGGUGCUGCAGAAUUACCAGUAAAACGAGGCCAGUAAUGGCUGAAGCGCCCUCUGCUUUGACUUACCAGAAAUUUGUUCACUUUGCUUUGGAAGAAACUAGGAAACAUACAAACUUGAGCCCUUCUCCAUUGCAGGAGAAGUUUGGUUGCUUGUCUUCCAUUGAUGGGAAAACAGAGCUCCACGUGCACUCUUUUGAGUCACCUAAGAUUAGACUACUCCGAAGUUUAUGCAUUGAAGGGAGUGAUAAUAUGCAGGUGGCAGACGAACAAGAAAGAGAAAGAAGAUCUCUUUAUUUGAUUGAUAAUGGUCUCAUCAUUACAACAGGGAUGCUGCAGCAGUAUGCCAAUUUUGCCAUCUUUCCCCGAGUAGAGUUUGAUCUCCCAAUUUUUUGUGUCAACCUUUUUACCACGGCAGCCAUGAGCAAAGUUUUAUUGGACCUCAAUCCGUUACACGAUGUCAUUACUCAACACGAUUACAAGAAAAAAUACUAUACACACUUAAUUCCUCUGGGAAAUGAGUAUACCGAGCUUUUCCAAUGGGGAGGAAAGAUCACUUCCGAAUCUAUGAAGUUUUUCUCGCCCAUUGUAAUAUGGAGCAAGUUUCCCCCAAGUCAGCAGAAGCAUCAUCUUUUAUGUUCUGCUUUCUGCCACUAUCUCAAGUCAUGGCUUCAGUUGAUGGACCAUGUAACAGCGGAAACAGAUGCUUCUAAGAUUAUCAUGAAUCUUGAAGCUCAACAUAGGUAUCUCACAUGGAGGGCAGAAAAGGUUGGGUGUUUGAUGAUGAUGGACAAUAUAAAAUAACAAACUACUCCAUGCAACCCGUGUUUUGAGGACUCCGAGAUUUAACAUUUGUUUCCUAAACUCAGGAUCCGGGACAUCAACUUCUGAGAACAUUAACUGGGGAGACACUUGCAAAGGAAAUAAUCAGGAGUUUCCUUUUCAAAGGAGUUGAUGAACUGGGCAGGAAAAUGUUCAUCGAUUACUUCCCCGAGAACAAGUGCGACGACGGGACUGUUAAUUAGAAGCGUAGUAUGGUUGGAAAAUCGUUAGAAAGUCGCCCAUGGGAUACAAGAGGAGAAUUCAUCGGUAACACUUCAAAAUAGAAAAUCUACUUCGGAAAACUUGAGCGAAUCAGCAUCGUGUUCCCAAUCCGUUCCCAAUCCUCCAUAACCCGAUCUCGAAUCGUGAAAAAAAAGAUUAUUCAUUUUUGGGUGACUUUCAAUAGUGCUCUUAUCAUUCCUAAAAUUCGCUCCAACUCUGUCACAUAUAGACGAGCUGAUAUUCAUGAUAGUCAACUGAGCGGCAAUAGAUGCGUUCGAUAAAC